This is a messenger RNA of Zygosaccharomyces rouxii, 1953 nucleotides long. It is a transcript of the gene MET12, whose product is annotated as methylenetetrahydrofolate reductase (NAD(P)H) MET12. The record is from RefSeq and is a predicted model, not a curated record. The transcript has a single exon. Gene Ontology annotation, cellular component: cytosol. Gene Ontology annotation, biological process: tetrahydrofolate interconversion. Lineage: Eukaryota; Fungi; Ascomycota; Saccharomycetes; Saccharomycetales; Saccharomycetaceae. The coding region runs from base 1 to 1953 and encodes 650 amino acids. Gene Ontology annotation, molecular function: FAD binding; methylenetetrahydrofolate reductase [NAD(P)H] activity.
AUGUCAAUUAGAGAACUUUAUGAAUCCAAAGAUGGUCCCACACUCUCGUUAGAGUUUUUCCCACCCAAGACAGAGACUGGUAAGCAGAACCUGUUAGAACGUAUGGAACGUAUGACUGCACUGGGACCGCUGUUUGCUACCGUUACUUGGGGAGCUGGUGGUAGCACUGCUGAAAAGACGUUAGAAUUAGCUUCCUUAGCUCAAAAGAAUUUGAAUCUGCCAAUUUGUAUGCACCUAACAUGCACCAAUAUGGAUAGAAACAUUAUUGAUGAUGCUUUGACUAGAUGUAAAGCCGCAGGAAUUCAUAAUAUUCUGGCAUUAAGAGGAGAUCCACCCAUCGGUCAAGAUUGGUCUGAUUUAGAAGCUUCUCAGUCGGAAUUUAAGCAUGCUGUCGAUCUUGUCAGGUACAUUAACUACAGAUUUCCAAACGAGUUCUGUAUUGGUGUAGCUGCAUACCCAGAGGGCCAUUGCGAAGGUGAAGCCGAGGGUAAUGAGCAAAAUCCUUGGAAGGAUUUACCAUUCUUAAAGGAAAAAAUAGAUGCAGGUGCUGAUUUUGUCAUUACUCAACUGUUUUACGAUGUGGAUAAAUUCUUACAAUUCGAACAGAUGUUUAGGCAGCACAUCUCUACAGAUUUGCCCCUAAUUCCAGGUCUUAUGCCCAUCAAUUCUUACCUUUUGUUCAACAGAGCCGCUAAACUUUCUCAUGCAUCUAUACCAUCAAGUGUUUUACAAAAAUUCCCACCUGAGAUUCAAGCUGACGAUGAUGCAGUUAAAUCUAUUGGUGUGGAUAUUUUGAUAGAAAUUAUUGAAACGAUUUACAAGGCUACUCAUGGUCGCAUUAAAUGUUUCCAUUUCUACACUCUGAACUUGGAGAAAGCUGUUGCUAAGAUAGUGGCAACCUCCCCUACCUUAAGCGAUACUUUGGAUGUUGUUGAAGAUGAAAAUGAUGAGGCUGCCACAUCAGAACCGGAAGAACAAGAUCAGGAAGGCGAUAUUGUUCUCGAAGAUGCUAACGUGAAAAACUUGAUCGAGGAUAAUCGUAAAAGAAGAAGACAAUCAAGUACCGUUAGCAACGUUUCCAGUGAACUGACUUCUAAUAGAGUUAUUAUCGGUAAGAAAAACCAACAUGGUGUAGGUGCCCCCACUAGAAAAGUGGUCAUUUCGAUCUCUCAAGGUUCAGGUACGUUGGGACGUGAUGCUACGUGGGAUGAAUUCCCCAACGGUCGUUUCGGUGAUACAAGAUCACCUGCAUUCGGUGAAAUUGAUGGUUAUGGUCCCACUUUGAAAGUAAGUAACAAGAAGGCUUACGAACUUUGGGGUCAACCAAAAACUAUUCAGGAUUUACAGAUAAUUUUCAUCAAAUACUUGGAAGGAUCUAUAGACGCAUUGCCAUGGUGUGAUUUAGGCCUUUCACCGGAAACAGCUUUAAUUCAAGAAGAAUUGAUUCAGUUAAAUGAGAGAGGAUUUCUAACGUUGGCAUCCCAGCCUGCUACCAAUGGAUCACCUAGUACCAAUAAAAUAUUCGGUUGGGGUCCGGCAUACGGUGUGGUUUACCAAAAGGCAUUCAUAGAAAUGUUUGUCCCCAAAAAUAUAUGGGAAAACGGUAAUAUGAAAAAAGCAAUUGAACAGUACGGACGUGCUAAAUUGACUUAUUAUGCAAAUGACAGUCAGGGAAAUUUUGAAACUAAUCUAGAGUCCAAUAGUUCGAAUGUAGUCACUUGGGGUGUCUUCUCGGAUAGUCAAGUGAUUCAAUCAACAAUCGUAUCUGAAGAAUCCUUUAAAGCGUGGAGUGAUGAAGCCUUUAGCAUAUGGUUGGAGUGGGCUAAACUUUUCCCCAGAAAUACAUCAACGAACAGUCUUUUGAGACAGAUUCACCAGGAAUAUUGCCUGAUAUCGAUUGUCCAUCAUGAUUACAUCAACCCAGACGAGCUAUGGGAAAUCAUACUGUCCUAA